AUGAGCUUCCCCGACUUGCCCCGUGAAGUGCAGUAUCGAAUUCUCAACCAUCUCGACCUCCUCUCCUUCUUCAAAUACGCCAAAUCUAGCAAGAAGUCCUGGGAAAUAGCCGCAACUUGUCCAGACAAGUAUUGGAACCUCGCCCUGGUCGUCAAGCCGGAAGAUCAGCUGACCGUUUAUCCAAACCAUCUGCGAAACUGGCUGGUCAAUGAUGAGAAAACGAGGCUUCUUCUAUUUUCUGGAGCUCUCGUCGCUAGUCUACGCAUUCAGGACCCGGAUUUUCGGAUACCGGGUCUGACCGCAAAGAACUUGGAGUUGGAUGAUACGGGUGCAGACUUGAUGCCAAUGCUAGAAUACUUCAAACCUGCGGGCAAAUUCGAAAGUCUAAAUUUUUGGUAUUUGCGACCAAACUCCGAAAUUGCUCAGUUUGCCGAAAAGCACGCAUCAAACUUAUUCAUCCGGAGCUAUACGUACCUGAUUAACUAUUCUGAGUUUAAGAACGAUCGUAUGAAAGUGGAGGUGCCGCGCCCACUCAACCAUAAGUUUAUUCCAUUUCUCGAAAGAUUGGUGGAAGAAUGGUUAAACGGCAGUAGAAAAAUCGCGGAGAUUGAAAUUCUGGCCCUGGGCAUUGGUCCAAGCAGUCUGAAUGGCUUGUCGAAAUAUACGAGACAUAUCGAUCCACAUCGUGCUACGAUAAAAAGAUGUGAUGGGGGCGUCCUUGUAGUGAGUAGCGUGACGGACCGUUUUUGGCCGUAUGUGGAGCUGGUCGGGGAAGAGCCGAAUGCCGAAUUUUUAUAUCAA
This is a messenger RNA of Mesorhabditis spiculigera, 801 nucleotides long. Lineage: Eukaryota; Metazoa; Nematoda; Chromadorea; Rhabditida; Rhabditidae. The record is from the annotation of a GenBank genome assembly.